AUGUCGAAACACCAUCCCGAUUUGAUAAUGUGCCGCAGGCAGCCAGGAAUUGCUAUUGGUCGUCUUUGUGAAAAGUGUGAUGGGAAAUGCCCUGUAUGUGAUUCAUAUGUUCGGCCAGAGACUUUGGUACGAAUUUGUGAUGAAUGCAAUUUCGGUACAUACGGAGGGCGCUGCAUCAUCUGCGGCUCACCAGGUAUUUCGGAUGCGUACUACUGUGCCGAAUGUACGAGACUGGAAAAGGAUCGUGAUGGAUGUCCCAAAAUCGUGAAUCUAGGAGCAAGUCGGACAGAUCUGUUCUAUGAGCGGCGUAGAUUAGGGUUCAAGAAAGGGUAG
Messenger RNA from Psilocybe cubensis, 333 nucleotides. RefSeq lists its product as uncharacterized. The transcript is spliced from 6 exons. Gene Ontology annotation, biological process: mRNA splicing, via spliceosome. NCBI's taxonomy places the organism in Eukaryota, Fungi, Basidiomycota, Agaricomycetes, Agaricales, Agrocybaceae. The coding region runs from base 1 to 333 and encodes 110 amino acids. The record is from RefSeq and is a predicted model, not a curated record. Gene Ontology annotation, cellular component: catalytic step 2 spliceosome; precatalytic spliceosome; U12-type spliceosomal complex.